Molecule: messenger RNA, 2633 nt
Organism: Ictalurus punctatus (channel catfish)
Lineage: Eukaryota; Metazoa; Chordata; Actinopteri; Siluriformes; Ictaluridae
Gene: lrrc61
Product: leucine rich repeat containing 61
Exons: 9
Coding region: 1116-1964 (282 amino acids)
Biological process (GO): outer dynein arm assembly
Cellular component (GO): cytoplasm
Molecular function (GO): protein binding
Source: RefSeq, a predicted model, not a curated record
GUAGUAACCAAGCAGUGUAGGUACACAGAAAAAAAGGACAGGAACUUCCGGGUGGCGUAAAAAAAAGGCAGUAGUAAUGUAAUUUGUGCGAAUUAUUAACCAUUGAGCGAUUUGUUUAGUCUUUACAGAUCAUGUGAUUAGUGAUGGGAAUAAUUAUUUUUUAAAUACAAUGAUAGAAAACCCGAACCAGCCUGACGCACAGCCGUACAGCGAAUCAGACCCAAGCACCGCGUCAGAGCUCGCCACAGAUAAGACAAAAGACCUCCAGCGGUUUUCUUCUCUAAUGACUAUAUAAAUUAGAGAAAAUAUGGAAGCUAAAAGGGACAAAGAGUAUGGUAAGUAGAUUACCAGCACUUUCAAUGCAUCUGUUAAACGUGUAAGCUAGGCAGCUGGGUUGUGAUUUAUUUAGCGCGUAGAAGUAGCUGUAUAUUCGCUGCGGUACUCAGUACUCUUUGAGAGAUACUGUUUGUUUUGGUAAACUAAAAUUAGUAGCUCGUCAGGAGGCUUCGCUCCUACAGGGUUGGGGGUUCAAAUCCUGCCUCUGCUCUGUCUGCAUGGAGCUUGCAUGUUCUCCCCCUGCUUUGGGGAUUUCCUCCCCCUGUCCAAAGACUUGCCUUGUAGGCUGACUGACAUCUCUAAAUUGUCCAUGAUGUGUGAUUGGGCCCUGUGGUAGUGUCCCCUGCCUUGUUCCCUGGGAUAGGCUCUGGGUGACCUGGGGUAGGUAAGUGGUACGAAAAGUUUUAUAUAAACUAGUUCCUUUGGCAUUGCUUUAUUGCAAUAUUAUACACGUUCAUACUUUCGUUCAUCUUCAGUUACAGCUUUAACCUAGUCAGGGUCAUGGUGGACCCGGAGUCUAUACAAGAAACACUGGGUGCAAGGUGGGAGAAUUCACACUGUACUGUAUGGCUGCACACACAAACACAUUCACACACUCAUUCACACCAAAGGGUAAUUUAGAGUAGACAAUCCUCCUUUCAGUGUGUUUUUGGAUAGUGGGAGGAAACUGGACAACCCAGGAAAAAAGGCCACACAACACAGGCAGCACAAUGUGAAACUCCACCUAAGCACAGGAUCAAACCAGGGAGCCUGGAGCUGUGAGGCAUCACUACUACCCAAUGUGCCACUGUGCUACCUAUAUACACAUUCAGUUUAAUCAAAUUACACCUGCCCUCUUUUCCCCCUCCUUGGUAGCUGAUGCCAGGGAUGUCGAAGAGUGUGCAAAGAUCACUACUGGGCUCCUGAAGUCCCGAACUGGGGAAUUUGAUUUGGAGUCCAUUUUAUUUCUCAAGCUAAGGAGUCUAGAAAUAUAUGAUCUUGGAUGCAUUGGAGAAUGUAUAAACCUGGAAAGGCUGGACCUCUCUGGGAAUAAUAUUACAAAUCUAGCACCUCUUGCAUCACUCAGACUUCUGCUUGUGCUGAAUCUGUCAGCUAACAGGAUUUCCAACAUAGAACCCCUCUCUAGUUGUGAAAGUCUGCAGAGUCUGAAUCUGGCAGGCAAUCUUAUAUCCAGCAUUGAUGGCCUCCAUGCUUUGAAGACUUUACGGAAAUUAGAGAGUAUUAGGCUGAAGGACAACACCUAUAAUCACACUAAUCCAGUUUGCAAGAACUCAGCAUACAGAAACACAGUCCUCGAAAUGUUCCAAAACCUCAAGGUGUUCGAUGGGGAGCGGGUGGUUGGACGCGGAAGUGAUCUGUACCAACUAUGUAAAGACAUUGAUGACACAAUAAAAGCAGGCAUAUAUAAAAAUGGCCAGUUGCCAGAAGUGCCAGAGUGUAAGCCAUGGGUAGAAGAUGGGUUUUGGGAGAUAAGGAGAUCAAAUAAUGCCAUUGUUGAAGAAGCCUACAAACAAUUUAAUGAUGUUCUUCAUGAAUGCAGGCUGCUAAACAGAAGAGCAGCUCAUGCCAUCUCACAAACUGAGAGGACACUCGGCCUCAAAAACCCACCAAAGCAGUAUUCUGUUUGAAAUAACCACACAUUGAAACCGUUUUUUAAACCGUUUUGAAACCGUGUUGAUGGUAUAUAUGUACACACACACAGGUGUAUCUCAAAAAAUUAGAAUAUUUUGUGGAAAAGUUAAUUUUUUCCCGCAAUUUAAUUCAAAAAGUGGAAUUUUCAUAUAUUCUAGAUUCGUUAUGCAUAAAGUGAAAUAUUUCAAGCCUUUUUUAAAUCUUGACGAUUAUGGCUUACAUGGAAAUUAAAAUUGAUCAUUUUCAAUGCUUGUGCUAUUUUCUUGUAGCCGCUUCCCAUUUUGUGAAGCUCAACAACCUUUUGUCAACACAUCACAGCUAAAUUCCUUGGUCUUACCCAUUAUGAAUGAUUAAGGCAAUUUUGCCUAUGUCUUACCUCAUAUUUAUACCCCUGUGAAACAGGAGGUCAUGGUUGAACAAUUCCACAAUUCGUUCCACAAUUCACCCAGGUGUUCUAAAAAAUGUAAAAUAUCAAUGGGAAUAUACUUCAAAUAUAUUUUAUCAUAUUAAUUAAUAGGGGUGCCAGUAGUUGUUGCACACCUAUAUUUAACCUUGUUUUUUUGAUAAACCUGUGUUUUGUUUGCAAUUGUUUGAUAUCCAUGAGUGCAGAGGAUGUUUGUGAUUUUUUUUAACAAAAUAUUAAAAGUUUAAACAGUAAAGACAAA